GGACGAGUGUUCUUGGGUUCCUGAAGUGUGUGGUCCAAAUGCAAACUGCAGUAAUUCUAAUGGAAGCUACAGCUGCACAUGUCUGAAUGGAUAUACUGUGACCAACUCAAACCAGUCUAUCAGUAUCAGCAACCCAUGCAUUGAUGUGGACGAGUGUUCUUGGGUUCCUGAAGUGUGUGGUCCAAAUGCAAACUGCAGUAACUCUAAUGGAAGCUACAGCUGCACAUGUCUGAAUGGAUAUAAUGUAACAGAUUUAAAUUAUUUUCCCAACAACAGCAACCCGUGCAGAGAUGUGGACGAGUGUUCUUGGGUUCCUGAAGUGUGUGGUCCAAAUGCAAACUGCAGUAAUUCUAAUGGAAGCUACAGCUGCACAUGUCUGAAUGGAUAUAAUGUGACCAACUCAAACCAGUCUAUCAGUAUCAGCAACCCAUGCACAGAUAUGGACGAAUGUACUGAGACUCCUGAAGUGUGUGGUCCAAAUGCAAACUGCAGUAAUUCUAAUGGAAGCUACAGCUGCACAUGUCUAAGUGGAUAUAAUGUGACCAACUCAAACCAGUCUAUCAGUAUCAGCAACCCAUGCACAGAUGUGAAUGAAUGUACUGAGACUCCAGGAGUGUGUGGUCCAAAUGCAAACUGCAUUAAUUCUAAUGGAAGCUACAGCUGCACAUGCCAGAAUGGAUACACUGUGACCAACUCAAACCAGCCUAUCAAUAUCAGCAACCCAUGCACAGCAAUCACUUCGGCUCCACCAACCACAGUCCCAACCCCGACCCCAACCAAACAAGCAAUCACUUCGGCUCCACCAACCACAGUCCCAACCCCGACCCCAACCAAACAAGACACCUUGAAAAGCAUGGCACUAACAGUAGACACUGAAUUUGUACUUGAUCUCACUGAUUCAUCAACUCCAGUGUUUAAAGAUACUCAAGCAAAGUUUAAGAAGAUGAUUGACGCAAGCUUCCAAAAUGUGAAAGGCUUCAUAAGUAACUCAGCAGAGGUGACUAAAUUCAGACGUGGCAGUGUGAUUGCAGAUUUCACUAUUAAAACCACAGGUGAAACAAUUGAUUUUACAGAAGCUAAUAAACAACUCACAACGAAUUUCCAAACUAAUGGAUUUACUGUAAAGGGUGUCAUUCAAAGUGAUGAGGUUGUACUAUACAAUCAGCCCAUAUAUCCAUUGCAAACAGCGGAACUGACCUGUGGAAUUGUAGCGUCAAUAACAUGGACCAAGAAUGGGAUUCCUCUUUCAAAUCAAAAUAAUAAAUAUGAAAUCAGUGGAAAAAAACUCACUCUGUUAAAUGCAGGAUCUUCGGACAGUGGUAGAUAUGCAUGCAGUGGGUCUGUUGAUGGAAUAACCUAUGAGAACUGGCAGCAAAUUCAAAUUAAGCCAAUUCCAAAUAUCCAAGCAACCAACACCAUGACAUUAAAAUGUGACGGCGUGCCAGUCACACUGCAGUGCUGUGAAGAUAAUGGUCUUGAACUGGAAUGGUCUCCAGACAGCCCCUCGUCUUGUAAAAUAAAAGGAGCACGAUGCAUUACAUGCCAAUAUGCCAUUCAGAAAGACAACUGUCUGGGAACUAAAGCAACAUGUCAACUCAGCUUAACAGCACUGAGGGGUUUUAGUUACAGCUCAAAGACCAUCCAGAUAAACAUCAUUCAAAAUGUUCCUGAUUGUUAUGACACAACAUAUGGAGCUGGAUCAACCGGAAAAGAAAUAGAGGUUCCAUGUCCGGGUGACUUGGUUGGUACUAUAACAGUUAAAUGUGAAGCUGGAAAAUGGCAACAACAGGGCACACAAAAUUGUGUGCCAAAGAUCAUUGCAGAACUGAGUAAUCAAGCUCAGAAUUUAAAAGAGGAAAAUGUCGGACUAUUUGUGGCUGAUCUCAGCAAUGCUACUACAUCAAAUUCUGCUCAGAUAACAGACUCAACUGAGGCUGUACUGAAAAUUGCAGAGAUUCUUAAAAUAAUUGACAAUACAAUAAGCACACUUCCAGUGAACAAACCCAUUAUGACGUCUUUCCUUACCACAAUGGAUAUCAUUGGAUCACCAGAAACAAAUGGCACAUGGACAGAGUUGAACAAAGACCCUAAAAGUGAAAAUAUAAGCUCUCAACUUCUGAAGUCUGUUGAGAGUAUGGGAAGUAAACUUUCAAAUGAAAGCAUUGAGAUAACAACUGCAACAUCCCACCUUAAAAGAAGAAAUUUUAGUCAGUCAUUUAAUGAAAAUAUUAAUUCUACACAAAUAGAUAUUCCAGGAACUAACAGAUCAACCUUUAUUACUGCCAUAGUUUUCACAGCUCUAAGUAAAGUCUUGCCUGUUCGAACUUCAACAAUGUCUUUGAAUGACAGCAGCAAGGCUGGUGUUAUCAUCAAUGGAGACGUGGCUGCAGUGCUUGUGGACAAUUAUAUUAACAACAUCUCUCUUACCUUUGACAUUCAAAAUCCAAAUGGAACAUUGGGAAACCCUCAAUGUGUUUUCUGGAACUUCAAUCUUCUGGAUGGGAUUGGAGGAUGGGACUCGACUGGAUGUGAAGUGAAGACUGAUGUGAACAGUACUGACCAGGUUACGUGUGAGUGCAACCACACAACUUCAUUUUCAAUCCUCAUGUCACCAUUUGUGUUAAAUCAUGUCAUCUUAGACUAUAUAACUUACAUUGGAGUCGGCAUUUCGAUUAUCUGCCUGAUUCUGUCCCUCAUCAUCGAAGGCAUUAUUUGGAAAUCAAUGACAAAUAAUGACACUGCCUACAUGCGACACGUCUCCAUAGUCAACAUUGCUCUGUCCCUCCUGAUAGCGGACGUAUGCUUUUUAAUUGGAGCAGGUAUUGUGGAAAAAGGAGAGCUGGCACCAGUUGGGCCGUGCAGUACAGCCACCUUCUUCAUGCACUUCUUUUAUCUGGCUCUUUUCUUCUGGAUGUUGCUCUCUGCACUCUUGCUUCUUUAUCGGACUGUUGUGGUCUUUGCUGGAAUGUCCAAGACCAAGAUGAUGAUCAUAGCCUUCACUGUUGGUUAUGGAGCCCCGUUAUUAAUAGCUGUCAUCACUGUGGCAGCGACAGCUGGACAGCAAGGAUACAUCGUUGAAAGGAGUGCUUGUUGGCUCAACUGGGAUAAAACUAAAGCCUUUUUGGCGUUUGUGAUUCCCGCACUCACUAUUGUGGUGAUAAACCUUGUUGUGCUGAUUGUGGUUUUAUGGAAGAUGUUACGGCGUGGAGUUGGAGCCACCACUCAGCCAGAUGAGAAACAUACCAUAGUGGUUAUUGCCAAAUGUGUGGCCAUUCUAACACCUCUGUUCGGUCUGACCUGGGGAUUCGGCAUCGGGACCAUGGUGUCGGGUCUAUUAGGGAUUCACAUAGUCUUCGCGAUCCUCAACUCACUGCAGGGCUUAUUUAUUUUGGUGUUUGGAAUAUUACUGGACAAAAAGGUAUGUACUGUAUUUCAGCAAAUCUACCUACCUAUGGUAUAAAUACUGUGAACUAAUAAACCAGUAACCUAUAGAAUUGCAUAUUAACAACUAAUUAUCUUUUCUUGUGAUUACAGGUCCGAGACACAUUGAGAGGAAAAUUGUCCCUUGUGGCUAACAUUUCCUCUAACCUCACCGGGAGUACUAGUGCCGGACAUUCAACUUCCAGGCGUCAGAGAAAUGCAUACAACGUAACAGGAAGCAGGGGUGCAGCUUCAUCUUCAAGCAACUCGGAUACAUAUAUCAACACUUGAGCUUGUUAAACACUUGUCUGUCUAAAACAUAACAGCUUUUCAAAAAUGUGAAAAUUUCCAUACUUGUGUUGAAAAUUAAUAACAUAUAUUGUAUGAUGUGGGUGGUGGUUGUUUUGUCUUGAGAAUCCUGUGUUAUUUUUAUGAUGGAACGUAAUUCCUAUUGCUAUUAAUGAAUUGAAAUUUUACCCAGUAUGACCGGAAUUACCCCACCUUUCCUGAUUCCAUCUGCUUUUGCUUUUAUUUUUUUUUAGAUUAUUUUUAAGAAGAGGUGCAGCUAAAUAUAAGGAUGCAAUUGCAGAUAUUGUACCUUAAACCAUUAACCAACUAAACUGUACAAAAUGGUAAAAUAUAUAAACCUUCACACUUCCAAUAUACCCAAAUAAAUAAAACAAUGCUUUUAACUGUG
Molecule: messenger RNA, 4117 nt
Organism: Astyanax mexicanus (Mexican tetra)
Lineage: Eukaryota; Metazoa; Chordata; Actinopteri; Characiformes; Acestrorhamphidae
Gene: adgrf6
Product: adhesion G protein-coupled receptor F6
Exons: 19
Coding region: 440-3460 (1006 amino acids)
Biological process (GO): G protein-coupled receptor signaling pathway; cell surface receptor signaling pathway
Cellular component (GO): membrane
Molecular function (GO): calcium ion binding; G protein-coupled receptor activity
Source: RefSeq, a predicted model, not a curated record